Molecule: messenger RNA, 2915 nt
Organism: Colletotrichum godetiae
Lineage: Eukaryota; Fungi; Ascomycota; Sordariomycetes; Glomerellales; Glomerellaceae
Exons: 7
Coding region: 90-2915 (941 amino acids)
Source: RefSeq, a predicted model, not a curated record
GUGAAAGCGACCUCUCAUGUACAAUAUGGCAACGAAGCCAGGGCCUACUAGUCACCAACCUACCGCUCGUCAAUCAGCCUUCUCCAAUCAUGGCUUCGGCGACUGCUAACUAUGACGCAAGCUUGGCAAGGAACCUCCACACCAGUCAUGCCCGCUUCCUGUUCGAACUUCUCCAAAACGCCGACGAUAACAGAUUUGUUGCAGUAAAGAACCGUGGUGUUGAUCCUUAUGUAGUGUUCAGCGUGUACCAAGACCGAAUCAGGAUUGAGUGUAACGAGGAUGGCUUCACACACCGCGAUCUCAAAGCCAUAUGCGCGAUCGGUCAGAGCUCAAAGAACCGCAAUUCUGGAUACAUUGGGGAAAAAGGCAUCGGCUUCAAAUACGUCUUUAUGGCCGCUUACAAAGUCAAUAUCCUGUCGAAGGAGCUUUCCUUCAGCUUCACCCACCCCAAGGGUGAUAGUGGCCUUGGGAUGGGUGAACAAGCCCCGAGUUACAUCACACUUCAUCUUCAUCAGUACGAUGAAAACAACGACACCUCUCUAUUAAAAGCGACGAGGCAGAGAGAGGAGAUUGACUGGGAGUUUGCAAACCUUCCAAUCACAGUCCUGUUUUUUCUGAGGAAUCUGCGACGCAUCGAGAUCCAGUUUCACGACGACGAUGACGAGGAGACAACGCGAGUGGAGUACUCCUUCUCCGGUUCGAAUUCGAGUACCCUUAUAGAAAGGGACAUUUACAUCCCAACAACCUUCUGCCAUGAGCCGCAACAGCUUUUACAGCCGAUCUCGAACCUGAUAGAGGAAGUCAUUGUGCCAUUUUUGCACAGACGUUACUUUGAUUGCUCCCCAGAGACACCAAUUGGCGCGGAACAAUCUUGGUCUGGUUGGCUUGAGCAUUUCCUCCUUUCUCCCAAGCUCGACUUGGUUCGCACUUAUGGUUCCGAAUGUUUUAUUGGUGCGCUUCAGCAUCACUGGACACUGCUGAAUAAAGACGACCCUAGCAGCUCGGAGUUCCUUCGCAGCCUUAGAACCCUCGACAUCACUUGCCUUGAUGGCGAGGACUACCCACUUGAAGAGACAACCUUGCCGCUGCCAGAGCUCACGGCUACUUUUCCUAUUUACAAUAACCAGGGAGACCGAAGGAGGGCUGCUCUUGGGAUCGCUGCAGCUGAAAACGGCCCAAUGCUCUGGAAAAGGCCAGAUGCUUGUGUCUGGCAAGCGCCAGGUGUUCCGUACGCUUACUCUGCCCUUGAGGGGCAAGUCAUAGAAAGUUUUUCUGCAGGUCGGGUGGAUUCUUUGAGAAGGUUUAUGAGCAAGACCUUAGGAAUAGGAAAUUGCGACCAGAACUGCUGCAUACAGGAGCUGAGGCACACGAAAGACGUCAACUGCGAUGUUUUCGAUCGGGUUGUUGAAGUUUACGGCUUUCUCAAGGACGGCGACAUGGCGGAAGGUCAAUUGAAGGACGUCAGGGCCCAUUUUAGUACGAUGCCUCUCAUCUUUGUUCCAAAUGGCAAAACAUCUGGAUGGCGUACAACAGCCGAGUGUCUAUGGUCAAGCGGGGCUAAGAUACAGGGACGAACGACUCUCAGCUCUAUCUACGAAGAUUUGGAAGACUUCUUCGUCGAAACGCUCGGAGUACAAAGACUCACUCUUGCUAUCGCGUGCGAUGAGCUUCUUAACAAGGCAAAUGAACAGCCAACAGUUACCGUCGCCGAAAUUAAAGAGACUAUCUGGUUGGUAAACACCCUCCUUCACAGUGCAACAUCGUAUCCUGACCCAGAGCAAUUGCCGGACAGUGCCAUAUUUCCCGUCGAACAUCCAACUGGGCAGGUUAGUCUCGACACUUCUCGCACAGAAUUCGUCAUCAGGGACCGUAAGCCCUUAGCCGAGAUGUUUGCUUCCAAAGUAAGGGUUCUGAACUUUUCUCUAGAUGAAUUUCAUAGGUUCGGCAACUUGUUUUCGUGGUUGGGCUUAGACUCUCGGUACCUCUCCUCUUCCGUGAAGGAGAUCUCAACUGUUGCAAGCGAUUCCCAAAUUAGAGUGCAACGUCCGGAUAGAGUAUCAGGAGAAGAGCAAGUGGAAUCUACAGGUAAGUACUGGCUAUUCCAGCUGUGCUCCAUUAAGGUCUGGGUUGCAUCUCACUUCAACAGUCCCCGUGUGGACAACACUCAUGAUCUGUAUCACGCACUCCGUGCCACCGAAGUGUAUGAAACGCAUGGAAUCUCAUCUGAGGUGCACCUUGCCCAGGAUGGGAAAGUACACAUCCACGUUAAGUCAUCAAGCGAGUUUCACAUCCGAGACACGGCUGGUCGAUUGCGGAUAUACAUCCCCUUGAACACAGAAAGGCAGGACUUCUGUUAUCACUCGAGUCUUCCAAGACGACUUCUAGAGUGGGUGAUGACAGAACCGGAAACACAAAUCUGCGGUGGGAUACCGCACCGAGCCUUCAGUGCAAUGAGCUCAGCUCUCAAUGCACCGAUCCAAAGCGUGUCUCGGAUCCUAGAAGCAGAAGGCAUCAUCGACGUGGGAGCUAUCGAAGAUGAUCAAGACCAGGAGUUCAGAGGGGUUGUCGAUGCUUCUCCGCCACCUGCUGAAGCCCCUCAACCCGAAGGGUUUGCGGUAGAGAUGCCCCUAAGGCCUUUCCCUUUAACAGGUUCUCGUUCUAUUUCCGGACCUCCUGUUACGCGUCCUACGUUUACGCAGCAGACAAGUACUACCACUUCACCUGACAGCAACAGAAGUUAUCCCUUGCAGCCGGAUUCAGCUGUCGGCACAGCUGCCGCACCCCCAGUAUCACAGAUCUUCCAUUUUGGGCAAACACCGACGGCCCCCGCUGCUACGACCCCGCCCAUAUACAACGCGUUCAAUGCAGAGUAUUUUGAGGAUACUCAACAAUGUCAUCUUCGCAGCGCGAAGUAG